GUGGUGACUGCCAGUGGAAAAGAAAAUUUCAUUACUCACACACACCAGUUUAUGCAGCUUUCCAACUCUCUGCAAGUGGUUUUCCUGUGUCCUCAGGGAUAUGUAUAAAAAGGUAAGCGACACAACUGUCUGCAUUUCCAGUAAAUCUUUCGAAAAGCGUGUUUUGGUGAUCUGGUACCUACUGACUCUGAGAAUAUGAAGCUGGUCGUGUUUUGCCUUUUUGCAGUCUGCUGCUGUUCUGUGGCCAGCAGGUCGACAGGCAGUAUUGAUAAAACUCAGCAGAGAAGAAAAUUACAAGAAGUCCUCAGACAGCUGAAGGCUGUGAAAGACAUCAUCCCGCUCAGUGAGGGAAUGCUGAAUACUCCACCAAACAAUAUCGAGGACUGCUGCUGUCUGUCGGCACUGCAGUGCUUUCGGGCUAAUCUGCAGGUGCAAUUCAACAUGACAGAGAGACACCAAAGCAAGCUUUACAGGAGCCUCAGGAAUCCCAUUACUGAAAGCGGCCUGGACUUUUGUAAUUCACAAGAUGUUACGUCCACCUGCCAAGAUUGCACCUCACAUCCAAAGGAAAAUGCCAAGGAGUUUUUCAACAGACUGGAGUCUCUUAUUCAAAGGGUAAGGCGAAGUCCUUCUUUGUUUUACUGCAGCAUAAGGAAAAGAUGGCUGUAAAUCUGUAGCAAUAUAUAUCAUUAUGUUGUAUAAAUGUGAAUAUAUGAGACGAUGAUUGAUGAGAAAAUUCAAUCUAAUUUUUUUCCCUACAUUUUUUUUAGGCCAUAAGCAGACUGAGCUGAGAAGGGGCAGAGAUCUACUUGUGACCAAGGAUUGAAUGUAGAGAAGACACUACGCUGAGAAGAUGCUAAACAAGUUAUAGCCUCGUGAAUAUUUCACUGUACUUAUUUAAUAUUUAUUUAGACAGUAGUGGUGAAGCCACUGAAGCUAUGAAGGUUUUAUCAGAAUAGCUGCUUUGCUGCCACCCAGUGGACUUGGCAGUUUUGAUUUUUAUUUUUCUCUAUUUUUCACUGAAAGUGAAAGUUAAUUUAUUUGUUGUAGUUCUCAAAGAAUAUCAAGUAUAUAACAAGAUUUAUACUGUGUAUGAUGUGUCUUGGCACAGGAAUUCUUUUAUCAUUGUACCAUUUGAAUAUAUAUUAAAUUUAUUG
Scatophagus argus is the source of this 1157-nucleotide messenger RNA. RefSeq names its product interleukin 21 (gene il21). Gene Ontology annotation, molecular function: cytokine receptor binding. Gene Ontology annotation, biological process: immune response. Gene Ontology annotation, cellular component: extracellular region. The record is from RefSeq and is a predicted model, not a curated record. The coding region runs from base 196 to 669 and encodes 157 amino acids. NCBI's taxonomy places the organism in Eukaryota, Metazoa, Chordata, Actinopteri, Scatophagidae. The transcript has 5 exons.